Vicia villosa (hairy vetch) is the source of this 1433-nucleotide messenger RNA. RefSeq lists its product as uncharacterized. Lineage: Eukaryota; Viridiplantae; Streptophyta; Magnoliopsida; Fabales; Fabaceae. The record is from RefSeq and is a predicted model, not a curated record. The coding region runs from base 131 to 1261 and encodes 376 amino acids. The transcript has 2 exons.
UCUUUAAUUUUCAACCAUCACAUUAUCUUUGACCAAUAUCACACCCCAUGUUCAUAAAGUUUCAAUUUUUCCUCACACACUAAAAUUUCAUAACACCCAAAUUCCAAAGUUCCAAACUUUCUAAGUGAAAAUGGCCAAACAACAAAAUCCACAACAUGGGUGUUUUUCUAGCUUCUUCAAAGUGCUUCUUUGUGCUAGAAAUGAAACUAGUCCACCAGUGUACCCAUCUGAAAAUGUUGAAGAGAAAAAAGAUGAUUUUUUUGAUGAUUCUAAUUCUAUAACCACUCCUAAUGUAGUGGCAAGGUUAAUGGGAUUAGAUUCACUUCCAAAAACCAAAAGUGUUGUCAAAGGAACAACCUUAGAUAGUGUUCCUAGGAGUAAAUCAGUUAACUUUGUUGAUUACUUGCUUGAGUUUGACCAAAACAUUGGUAACCAUAGAAGAGUGAAAACUUCAUCAUCUUUUAGAGAAGUCCCUUCACAAAAAAAUUACCUUUUUGUCCUUGAUAAUAUUGAUGAUAAAAAGGGUAAUAAAGUCCAAGAAGAAAAUGCUACUACUACUAAGUUGAAGAAAAAGAACAAGGAAAUUGUGAGAGUGAAGAAAGAGAAAAACAAGAGAGUUUAUAAGAUAAAAGAUGAGCCAAGAAAAGUUCCUUCUUCUAGGUAUAAAUCUAAGGUGAGAGAUUGUAGAAAAAGUGAAGUUUUUUCAAGUGUUUCUCCAAGGUGUAAUUGUGGUUAUUAUGGUUAUGGUGAUGUUGGUUCAAGUUCAAGUUCAUGUUCAGUUUCUCCAUUGCCAAAAAAUAGGAUUAAGAAAGGGUUUGUUGAACCAAAAAUGAGGAACAAGGUGAAGAGGAAUCAUGUGUCAAGAAAGAAGAUUCAGACAGAACAUGGUUUGGAAAAUCUUAGUCCUGUUUCUGUUCUUGAUGUUGAUGAUUAUGCUUUUCUUUAUGGAGCUGAUUAUUCAGGUACAAACACCUUGGCUUCAAAGUCAAAGAGGAAAUCUAAGUCUUUAUUGGAAGUGUCCUUGGAAGAAGAUGUUGAAGACAAGGCAAACAAAAGUAAAGGUUAUGCCUCCAACACUGACAUCAACAGAGAGGCAGAGGUUUACUCAGACUUGAUGUUGAAGAUUCGUAGUUUGACAGAUGAGAGUAUCAAGGAGUCAGAUUGCACAUAUAAGGUUGAAAGCUUUGAGGAAAUUUGUUUGGUUUUUGAAGAAACUAUUUUAGAUAGUUUGUUAUUUGAGGUCUUAAAUGAAGUUGUAUAAUUUUAAAUUAAAGUUUUAUAUUUUAAAUUAUGAUUCAAAAAUUUAAAAUAUAUUUUUUGAAUCAUUAGAUUUUGAUCGAAUGGCUACUGAUGUACCAAAUGCGUGCAUAGUGACUGUAAUAAAUAUGCAUUUAAUUUAAAAGGUGUCUUGAAGAGAGUUGUUCGAGGAAUAA